Molecule: messenger RNA, 1350 nt
Organism: Alligator sinensis (Chinese alligator)
Lineage: Eukaryota; Metazoa; Chordata; Crocodylia; Alligatoridae
Gene: CHKA
Product: choline kinase alpha
Exons: 14
Coding region: 1-1128 (375 amino acids)
Biological process (GO): phosphatidylethanolamine biosynthetic process; CDP-choline pathway
Cellular component (GO): cytoplasm
Molecular function (GO): choline kinase activity; ethanolamine kinase activity
Source: RefSeq, a predicted model, not a curated record
AUGCCAGGUGGCCUCAGCAAUGUGCUAUUCCAGUGUUCAUUACCUGACACCAUAGAGACAAUUGCAGAUGAGCCACGAACAGUCCUCCUUCGUCUAUAUGGUGCAAUUCUACAGAUGAGAUCCUGUAACAAGGGAGGUUCUGGACAGGCUCAGAAGGAAAAUGACUUAACAGUCUUUAACCCUGCAGCCAGCAUCAACUUCCAAGAGUUAAUACUCAUGGCUGCACCUGUCACUUUUCCUACAUUGCAAGAUGGAUUACAAGCCUUGCAAGGGGCAGAAGCCAUGGUUCUGGAGAGUGUUAUGUUUGCCAUUCUUGCAGAGAGAGCUCUUGGCCCAAAACUGUAUGGGAUCUUUCCACAAGGCCGACUAGAAGAAUUCAUUCCAAGCAGAAAGCUAGACACUGAAGAAUUAAGCUUACCUGACAUAUCGGCUGAAAUAGCUGAGAAAAUGGCCAGAUUUCAUGGCAUGAAAAUGCCAUUUAAUAAAGAACCUAAGUGGCUUUUUGGGACAAUGGAAAAGUACUUGAAUCAAGUGCUAAAGAUAAAAUUUACCAAAGAAUCCCGAAUUAGAAAACUGAAUAAACUCCUCAGUUACAAUCUGCCCCAAGAAAUUAAAAGCCUGAGGUCUCUGCUGGAAGCCACUUCAUCACCUGUUGUAUUCUGCCACAAUGACUGUCAAGAAGGUAACGUUUUGCUUCUAGAAGGCAGAGAGGAUUCUGAAAAUCAAAAGCUGAUGCUUAUUGACUUUGAGUAUAGCAGCUACAACUACAGAGGAUUUGAUAUUGGAAACCACUUCUGUGAAUGGAUGUAUGACUAUACGUAUGAAAAAUACCCAUUCUUCAAAGCCAGUUUUCUGAAGUAUCCCACCAGGAAACAACAGCUUCAUUUUUUCUCUAACUAUCUGACUGCCUUCCAAAACGGUUUUGAAAAUCUGAGCAAUCAAGAAAAGUUGAAAAUAGAAGAAGAAAUGUUGACAGAAGUCAAUAGGUUUGCCCUUGCAUCACACUUCUUCUGGGGCCUGUGGUCCAUUAUACAGGCAAAGAUCUCAUCCAUUGAGUUUGGCUACCUGGACUAUGCACUAUCAAGAUUUGAUGCAUACUUUGACCAGAAGAAGAAGCUUAAAGUAUGAAUGUGAGAAGAAUGGACAAUCUUACUGUACAAAGAAAGCAGCUGGACAAACUUCCACUGUGCUUAGGCUACUGUAUCUGUAAUGAAGGUGUCUGGAUUUCAAAAUACUGGAAUCCAGAUGUUCAAUACUGAAGACUGUACAAAAAUAACUGACUUGUUUACAGUUCAGGAAUCUUUGGAAUGAGAUUGGGAGGCAAAAGCAUAAUACAAACAGUGCAAUAUC